AUGGCCCAAUCUGCCCACGAUUUGACAUUGACAAGACCGGCUCAAGAAUGGCGCAAGUAUCAUGUGGAAUUGUGGAUGCAAGCCCAACUCGUUUGUUGGUCAACCGAAUUGCCGGUGCAGAGUCAUCAAGAGCCAAACCUGCCUUUGGUCAACUGGCUCCCCAUCGCCGUGCAUCACCGACAAAGCCCGCCCACUCUUGCCGAUCAAAACCGCCAAGCAUUGCGACGUCCAAAUGCCCGACCCCAAACCAUUGGCCUGGGUGGCGACACCCACAACCCGUCAGAUAAUGCCCCGUCCCUUAGCCGAGACUCGUUGCAUGAUUCUCCACACACAUCUUGUGCCUGCACUGCUCAAAACCAUCCGGUCGAGCACCCCAGUGCAUCCCAGCCGCCGGUCAACAGUCCCAGCAGCAAUUUAAGCAGUAUACCGGACAGUCCUGCCGCAGCACCACCCAGCAUUUCAGCGCCCGCGAGCUUGGCACAGACACAGGGCCACGUUGAACAUCCCAAACGUGCUAAUAAGCGUGAAGCAGACGCGACCACCGGCCGUUCAAAGAAUCGAGAAGCAGCAGUGACCGCCGAGUCGCUGGAUGCACGGCGUCACCAGCUCCUAAAAAUGUGUUCCCGAGUGGCCAAUCAGAUGUUUCCCACAGUCGACACCAGAACUCCGAUGUCCAACAAAAACAUCCCUGUAGCCCCCUCUGGUCACCCAGCCUCGUCGCUCAAGCUUGACGCCCGCCCCGCCCCCGUCAAAAAACAUGUUAUCCCUGCGGUCAAUAAGACUCAACUCAAGCCCAAAGGUGUAGACAUCCGUACUGCCCCCUCCACUUGUGGUAAACUGGUGCAUGUCCACUCUGCCCCGAGUGGCGGCGCCAAAUCACCAGAAAUCCAACAUCAUAAGGUCAAAAAAAGUAUUCCUCCGCCGGUUUAUGUCAGCACUUUGCAAGAUGCCAUCUCCCCCAUCAUCCCUAUGAUCACCUCACCCGGUUCCAAUUCACCUGAUCCCAACCCCCUGCUAGACCUACUUUCCGCGGCCGCGACUCCACAUCCCAAUCGUGAAGUUAUUGACCAGAGAAUUCAAGAUCCACCCAGUUUUCCUUCACCUUGUUAUCUGAUUUCACCAACUGAAGUUUUCGAACGCUGCGAGAGCAAUGUCCAGCAACCUGAUUUGAUUAUCUUAAGUCCUACCAAUAAUUUGGGAUUGUUGUCCGAAUCAUGUUCUCCGCUGAGUUUCCCUGCCAAUGAUCAGCAAGAUGAAAAGAGAAUGUUGGGUAGUCAUGAUGCUAUUCUAGGGAUUUUACUCCUUUGCUGUCCCCCGGUGCAGUCCGCCCCCACCAUGAGCAACCAUAUCGGUCCCUCAUCAUCUGCGACCCCCCCUUCAUCAGCAACACCAAUCCCACAAGAAGAAUUCAUUUGUCAUCUGGUGCAAGCAAAGCUCAUUCCCAGAGCAGAUCACCGGUCAACUCAGCCGGGAAUCUUGCGGUCUCUCCCUGCGUUACAGGAGGAUCCUCCUGACGUGGGCCCCAUUGAGCUCCGCUAUCAGCGCUCGCUCCCGCCAACCAAUCAUGGAGAUCAAUCAUCUGCCCAAGCCCCAAGCCAAAGUCAAAACUCUUCCGACCAUUCAGAUAAUGUGUCCCAAAAUGACAGUGAUGAACUUGAGUACAUGAAUACAUCACAAGCUUCCAUAGAUGAACUGGAGAGUAUGUCUCAAGAUGCCAAUAUGGUGUGA
Puccinia graminis f. sp. tritici CRL 75-36-700-3 is the source of this 1728-nucleotide messenger RNA. RefSeq lists its product as uncharacterized. The transcript has 6 exons. Bases 1 to 1728 code for a protein of 575 amino acids. The record is from RefSeq and is a predicted model, not a curated record. Lineage: Eukaryota; Fungi; Basidiomycota; Pucciniomycetes; Pucciniales; Pucciniaceae.